AUGAAGAACACAUGGGGUGUUGUAGGUUGGGUGAGAAUCGCCGCAUUUCUCAUGCCAAUUCAUGCCUGUGUCGUCAACGGUCUCUCUUGGCGCAGUGGACAACGAUCAAGUUCAGAGACAAAAGACUUCGCCCACGCAGAUGCUACAGACGGUAGCAUUUCACAAUUUCAGGAGCACGGAUCUCAAUCUCCAAGUCUCUACGAGGUCGCUCGCCAUGAAUUGCGAGAACUUGAAUUCGAGCCUUUGUGCCAACAAUCCGCUGCACGGAUCUUGGCGAACAACUGCGAGCUUCUAGGAACCAAGAAUGAGGCGACGAUUCUUACUACCAGUGGCAGACUGGUUAGAGAUUUCGUUGAUUCUCUUGAGCCAACUUCCGGUUCAGAACUUUGGCCAUUUGCAUGUCUCUUCCGCGGAAAUCAAGUCCUGCCUCUCUGGCUUGAGCGAUUCUUCUUCGGCAUAGAAUACCUGGCCGAGGACAUCCGCCGUUUCAAACACCUUGUGGAUAUUGUUGAAAAAUUCACAAGUGGCCUUGAAAAAGAGGGCGAGAGAGCCUCACAACAACACGAGUCACAACUUCAGGCUGCAACCGACAAAUUUUUUCAAAACCUAGAAGAUGCGUGGGCCGACAUGGAAGCAAGGAACAACAAUAUGACAGAGCCGCUUGCUCGUAUGCUAAAGGAGAACACUGAUGCACUCCGCGCACAACAGGAGAAUACAUUCAAGAUGCAGAGAAUGUAUGAAGAAGGUCUUAAGAAUGCUCUUGAAGACCAAGCUCGAAUGAAAUCAGCCCAUGAACGAUCGGUGGAGGUAGCCAAUCAAAAUAUCGAAUCUGUUGCAAACGCAGGACUGGAAAGGUUCGCAUCCAUUGCGCAAUCUUUGGUACAAUUUCAAACCGAACUCGAGCUUCUGAGGGAUACAUUGGAGACCACACAUCUCAGUCUAAAUCAGGACGCGCAAGAAACAGCUGCUAUCAUACAAGAUACCAUGACAAAACUGGAACAACUUGAAAGCACUCUGGAACAAGUACAGAACGUCUCAGUCGAUAUUCAAGAGACCCUGGAGGAUACGGCUGUGUCUGCAGCUUACGUCAGUGAUUCAUUCUACAGACAAUCCCCCCUCUCAUCCUGGUGGCCGUACGUUUGGUGCCCGGCCGUUUCACUCGUAUUGGGCUCUUAUGGUCUUCCACCUUCUGUGACGAGAAACGUUGUCCUGGUUACCUUAGGUGAAUUUGCUGGUUUUACGUUAUCGUCUUUCCAAUCAGUUCACUCGAGUCUUUCUUCUAUUCAAGUCCCGGGGGUUUCUGGCUUUUUAUCUACUUGGGGAGGCUCCUCUCCCGCUAACGACACUGACGACACUCGUGCCGGAACUGACAACGAUACUGAGGUAUCUCAAGAUAUCUAGAUGAUUACAGCAUGAAUUCUGCUAGAGAGUAGAGCAGGAAGAGAAUGCGACUUGGUAACAUAUUUAUCAUGGCUUUUGAGGAUUUUGGGGGGUUACAAUGCUUGAUAUAUCCAUUAACAUAUUGCUUGCCCUAUACUAAAUGGGCACCUACUCGGAAUUCCAGACACUGGAAAUAUGGAGAUGCCAACAAGAUCAUCUCCAGCCUUGCUUAGCUAGCUUUGAAAUAAAU
Molecule: messenger RNA, 1630 nt
Organism: Hypoxylon fragiforme
Lineage: Eukaryota; Fungi; Ascomycota; Sordariomycetes; Xylariales; Hypoxylaceae
Exons: 7
Coding region: 1-1401 (466 amino acids)
Biological process (GO): nuclear membrane fusion involved in karyogamy; karyogamy involved in conjugation with cellular fusion
Cellular component (GO): endoplasmic reticulum membrane
Source: RefSeq, a predicted model, not a curated record